This is a messenger RNA of Phalaenopsis equestris, 1054 nucleotides long. RefSeq names its product furostanol glycoside 26-O-beta-glucosidase-like. Gene Ontology annotation, biological process: carbohydrate metabolic process. Gene Ontology annotation, molecular function: beta-glucosidase activity. The transcript is spliced from 7 exons. Lineage: Eukaryota; Viridiplantae; Streptophyta; Magnoliopsida; Asparagales; Orchidaceae. The record is from RefSeq and is a predicted model, not a curated record. The annotation marks the transcript as partial.
UUUAAAAAUUAUGCAAAAGUGUGUUAUGAAGAGUUUGGAGACAAGGUCAAGCAUUGGAUUACUAUAAAUGAGCCAUGGACAUUCUCCACUUUUGGAUAUGGUGAAGGAACAUUUGCCCCAGGUAGAUGCACACAAGGCCUUCCUGAUCUUAGUUGCCCAGGUGGAGGAGAUUCUCUCAGAGAGCCAUAUACUGUUUCUCAUAAUAUGCUCUUAGCCCAUUCUGAAGCAGCAAAAUUAUAUAAAAAUCAUUAUCAGGCCAAGCAACAAGGGAAAGUGGGUAUCACCUUAACAUCAUUCUGGUAUGAGCCAUAUGAUAAUAACCCUAGUGACAAAGAGGUACAACAGAGAGGCCUUGAGUUUAAUCUUGGAUGGUUUAUGGAUCCACUGGUGUGUGGAGAUUAUCCAUUCUCAAUGAGAUCUUUGGUAGGGGAGAGGCUCCCCAAGUUUAGUGCCCAAGAAUCAGAAAAGCUCAAGGGUUCUUUUGAUUUUAUCGGGCUUAAUUGCUACACUGCUCGAUAUGCUCAGAGUGUUCCCUUCCCAACCAAAUUACAAACAUACAACGACGAUAUAUAUGCACAUAUAUUAGCUGAAAAAAAUGGCGUCCCAAUUGAGCAUGCAGAGCCUGGAAGUUGGAUCAAUGUGUAUCCCAGAGGACUCAGAGAACUUCUUCUAUACAUAAAGGAAAGAUAUAGCAAUCCUGAAAUUUACAUCACUGAAAAUGGAGUAAUGGAGAAGGAUGAGGACUUACCGGUCUCUGAGGCGGUCAUUGAUCCUCACAGGACUGAAUAUCUCACUCUACACCUUCAUGAACUUGCUGAAGCAUUGAGGUUGGAAGCAAAUGUAAAUGGAUAUUUUACUUGGUCUUUAUUGGAUAAUUUUGAAUGGAAUUCUGGCUACACAUCUCGGUUGGGGCUUCAUUACAUAGACUUCAAAGACAAAACAUUGAAGAGAAAUAGUAAUGGAGAGCUAAUAGUGCCAGAAAGAACCAGAAGUAAGAAGAACUCAACACUUUGAUUCAAAAGAUUUUCAAAAAUUGAGAGGAAGCCUCGAAUGA